AUGUAAACUAUACAGCUAAAGAAUUUGUUAAAAGAUCGUAGAGAAUUAAAGAAAUAGUUCACUCUGAAAAGAAAGCUUGAUAUAACUUCUAUUCCCAUUUUAGUUAGAAAUAAAAGUUGUGAAUGUUUAGAUUGUGGUGGAUAAAUUAUUAAAUAAAUUGAAGAACAUAAAAUUAAUAAUAAAGGGUCUCCCAAAUAUAUUACCAAAUUUAUAGCCUAACAUGAAAAAUCUAAAAAUUUUCACUUUUUAUAACAUAAACCUUAAACUACUUAAAAUUUGCCAUUUCCAGAUAUUGUUCCCAAAAGAGUUCAAUAGCCUUCUAGCAAUUCUAAUGAAUAACCCUUAAUAAGUCCUACCUUAGAACAACCCAAAAGAGACAUGAGAAAAUUAAGUAGACUAAUUGAAAAAUAUGAAACUACAAAAACUGAAAUCGUUUAGUAACAAUACUGCAAAACCUUACCUGAUGUAGUCUAAAAAUCAAAAAAUAAAUGCUAAUAUUUACAAAGAUAAAAAACUCAACAUCAUUCAUAUAUUAAAAUACUUCCAAUAGGAGAUGAAGAGAAGGAAUUACAAAAUUCUGGAACAAAUAGUAACCAUCUUAAAAAUUCAUCCUAAAAAACCCCGUUAAGAAAUUAGGUGUAUAAGGAAUUGAAUGAAAGUUCAAUAUUAAGAUAGUUAUAAACUCCAAUCUUAUAAAAAUCGAAAUUUAAAAAUUAUGUAAUCAUAGAUUUCGCUGAUGGAAUUAAAAAAGCCAUGGAAAAAAUCAAAGAAAUGGAUGAGUUCUCAAAUAAUAGUAAGAUAGUUAGCACACAGUUUAACGAAGAUACAAAAAAUAAGAAUAGAGGAUCUAUUUUAUUAAAAUCUAUGUUUGAUUGUACAAAGCUUUUAGAAAAGAAUAAAAAAACAUUAAAAUAGUUAGAUGUUUUUGUAAGAACCAAAUCUCUAAAUCGGAAAUCUAGUAAAUAUGAGAAGCACUAUUCGCCAUCAAAAAAUUACUCACUUUCGAAGAUUUAUUUACCUAAAAUCAUUAAAAGAUGA
Messenger RNA from Paramecium tetraurelia, 1038 nucleotides. RefSeq lists its product as uncharacterized. Lineage: Eukaryota; Ciliophora; Oligohymenophorea; Peniculida; Parameciidae. The transcript has 2 exons. The record is from RefSeq and is a predicted model, not a curated record.